Messenger RNA from Elephantulus edwardii (Cape elephant shrew), 558 nucleotides. It is a transcript of the gene TMCO2, whose product is annotated as transmembrane and coiled-coil domains 2. Lineage: Eukaryota; Metazoa; Chordata; Mammalia; Macroscelidea; Macroscelididae. Bases 1 to 558 code for a protein of 185 amino acids. Gene Ontology annotation, cellular component: nucleus. The transcript is spliced from 2 exons. The record is from RefSeq and is a predicted model, not a curated record.
AUGUCAACACUUCCACCUUCAUCUUCCUGGGAAGACUUCAUAGAGUAUCUCUCUCUGAGUGGAAUAUGGAACUGGCUACAAGCAACUCUUCUGGGAGAGUCUAGUGAGCCCCAGCGAACAAAUUUGGGGAUACUACGUAAUAUUGCUCCGACUGUACAAAUUUUCCUCAGAAUUUCCUUUUUUGUUUUGUUGAUAAUAGGAUUAUAUGCCUUAUCGAAAAGAAGUAUUCACUCAAUUCAGAGAAUAUUGUUGUUUGUAAUCACACUCUACAAACUUUAUAAGAAGGGCUCAGAUUUUUUUCAGGCUUUGACGGCCAACACAGAAGGGAAGAUUUUCUCAACUAAAGACAAUAAAAAUUUCUUCCUAUCCUUGGGUCUGCAAGAGAAGAUUUUGAAAAAGCUCCAGACAGUGGAAAACAAAGUGAAGGACCUAGAGGGGAUGAUCAUUUCUCAGAAACCUACAAUGAAGAGAGACCGUUCCUCUGAGCACUACUGCAGCUGCUCCGACUGCCAGAGCCCCUUGGCCACAUCAGGGUUUACUUCCACUUCUGAAAUCUGA